AUGGUUGUGACCACCAAUUUUCCUCUGUUACAGCUUACCCCAGUCUUCAGACCCAAAUAUCCAUCCUUCAUUGAAGUGAUUGUCUUAGGUUUCAGGCUCAGUCGUCACAAAAACACAACUAGCUUUCAACUCCUCACAAUCGGGUCCAUCAGUGGUGGAGAUUUUAGACACUCUUAUGACAGCCGUGACAAAUGGGAGUGUGAACCCACUGAACAUAAAUCCUCAGACAAUUUCAGUCAAUGGUUCAGCAACAACCAAUACAACACCUACAACAACAGCAACAACAACAAAUACAACAGAAGCAACAACACAUACAACAACAGCAAUUACAACAGAAGCAACAACACAUACACCAACAGCAACAUCACUUCUGACAUCAGCAAUAACAAAUACAACAGCAACAACACAUUCACUAACAACAACAACACUUGCAACACCAGCAACAAAUACAACAGUAGUAACAACAACACAUACACCAACAGCAUCAACACCUUUGACAUCAGCAAUAACAAAUACAACAGCAACAACAACACAGUCACUAACAACAACAACACUUGCAACACCAGCAACAAAUACAACAACAGUAACAACAACACAUACACCAACAGCAACAACACCUAUGAUAUUAGCAACAAAUACAACAGCAACAACAACACAUACACCAACAACAACACCUACAACAUUAGCAACAACAACAAAUACAACAACAACACAUACCCCAACAGCAACAACACCUACGACACCAGCAAUAACAAAUACAACAUCAGUAACAACAACCCAUACACCAACAGCAACAACACCUACAACAUCAGCAACAACAAAUACAACAACAGUAACAACAACACAAACACCAACAGCAACAACACCUAUGACAUCAGCAACAACAAAUAUAACAGCAGUAACAACAACACAUACACCAACAGCAACAACACCUAUGACAUCAGCUACAACACAUACAACAACAGUAACAACAACACAAAUACCAACAGCAACAACACCUAUGACAUCAGCAACAACAAAUACAACAACAACAACAACACAUACACCAACAACAGAACCUAUGACAUCAGCAACAACAAAUACAACAGCAACAACAACACAUACACCAACAACAGAACCUAUGGCAUCAGCAACAACAAAUACAACAGCAACAACAACAACACUUUCACUAACAACAACACCUUCAGCACCAGCAACAAAUAUUUUAGCAGGAACAACACCACACAUACCACCAGCAACAAUGCCUGUGACAUCAGCAACAACAAAUACGACAGCAACAACAACACAUUUACCAACAACAACACCUACGGCAUCGGCAGCAGCAACAACAACACCUUCACUAACAACAACACCUUCAGCACCAGCAACAAAUAUUUUAGCAGGAACAACACCACACAUACCACCAGCAACAAUGCCUGUGAUAUCAGCAACGACAAAUACAUCAGCAACAACAACACAUACAACAACAACACCUACGACAUCAGCAACAACAACAAAUACAACAGCAACUACAUCACAUACACCAACAGCAACAACACCUACAGCAACAGCAAGAACAACAAAUACAGCAGCAACAACACCUACGACAUCAGCAAGAACAACAAAUAUAACAACAACACUUACACUAACAGUAACAACACCUACGACACCAGCAAGAACAACAAAUACAACUGUAACAACACCUACACCAACACCAACAACAACUACAACAUUAGCAGCAACAACAAAUACAACAGCAACAACACCUACAACAACAGAAACAUGGAACUCGAUGAUCAAACCUCUCAGGUUUACAAGAAGAGAGUUCAGCUGGUCACAGCAGAGCUUGACCCAAUCUACAGAGCCAAAUAUCCUGGUUUCAUCGAAGUGAUUGUGUUGGGUUUCAGCCGAGGGUCAGUCGUCACAAAGACACAACUCCUCUUCAACACCACAGUAGUUGAGCAAUCCCCAACAGUUCAAGAGAUAUCAGAAACUCUACUGGCAGCAGUGGGAACAGGAGUGGUCAGUCCACUCAACAUAAAUCCUCAAACGGUUUCAGUCAACGGUUCAGUCAUUGCUACAACCGCAGCUCCUACAACUCUUAUAACCACAGCGUCAAGCGGAUUAAAGAUUGAAUCAAGCUUGCAACAAUACAGCAUCACAAUCAUCUACAUUUACAUUAGUCAGCUCAACAACCAUUCCUUCUACAAUAUCAACGGUUUCUACAGUGUCCACAGUUUCCACAGCCUCUACACCUGCAGUGUCCUCGGUGUCUACAGAGACUACAACUUCUACAACUGCAGUGUCCUCACCAACUACAGCUUCUACAACUGCAGUUACCUCACCAACUACAGCUUCUACAACUGCAGUGUCCUCACCAACUACAGUUUCUUCAACUGCAGUGUCCUCAACAACACCAGGGUCUACAACAGCAGCGUCUUCACCAACUACAGCUUCUUCAACUGCAGUGUCCUCGGCAACUACAGGGUCUACAACUGCAGCGUCUUCACUAACUACAAUUUCUUCAACUGCAGUGUCCUCAGCAACACCAGGGUCUACAACUGCAGCGUCUUCACCAACUACAGCUUCUUCAACUGCAGUUACCUCACCAACUACAGCUUCUACAACUGCAGCGUCUUCACCAACUACAGCUUCUUCAACUGCAGUGACCUCACCAACUACAGCUUCUACAACUGCAGCGUCUUCACCAACUACAGUUUCUUCAACUGCAGUGUCCUCAGCAACUACAGGGUCUACAACUGCAGCGUCUUCACCAACUACAGCUUCUUCAACUGCAGUGACUUCACCAACUACAGCUUCUUCAACUGCAGUGUCCUCAGCAACUACAGGGUCUACAACUGCAGCGUCUUCACCAACUACAGCUUCUUCAACUGCAGUGUCCUCAGCAACUACAGGGUCUACAACUGCAGCGUCUUCACCAACUACAGCUUCUUCAACUGCAGUGUCCUCAGCAACUACAGGGUCUACAACUGCAGCAUCUUCACCAACUGCAGCUUCUUCAACUGCAGUGUCCUCAGCAACUACAGUGUCUACAACUGCAGCGUCUUCACCAACUGCAGCUUCUUCAACUGCAGUGUCCUCAGCAACUACAGUGUCUACAACUGCAGCGUCUUCACCAACUACAGCUUCUUCAACUGCAGUGUCCUCAGCAACUACAGCUUCUUCAACUGCAGUGUCCUCAGCAACUGUAGGGUCUACAACUGCAGUAUCCUCAGCAAGUUCAGCUUCUACAACUCCAUUGUCCUCACCAACUACAGCCUCUUCAACUGCAGUAUCCUCACCAACUACAGAGUCUACAACUGCAGUGUCCUCAGCAUCUACAGCCUCUACAACUGCAGUGUCCUCACCAUCUACAGCUUCAUCAGCUGCACUGUUCUCACUGUCUACAUCUUCUACAGCUACAGUGUCUUCACUUUUUACAUCUUCUACAAGUGCAGUGUCCUCACAGUCAACAGCUUCAUCGCCUGCAGUGUCCACAGCAUCUACAAGUGUAGCGUCCUCACCAUCUACUGCUUCUACAAGUGCAGUGUCCUCACCAUCUACCGUUUCUACAAGUGCAGUGCCAUCAGCAUCUACAGCUUCUACAAGUGCAGUGUCCUCACAAUCUACAGCUUCUACAAGUGCAGUGUCCCCUGUUUCUACAAGUGCAGUGUCCUCACCACCUACAGCUUCUACAAGUGCAGUGUCCUCACAAUCUACAAGUGCAGUGUCCUCACCACCUACAGCAUCUACAAGUGCAGUGUCCUCAGCAUCUACCAUUUCUACAAGUGCAGUGUCCUCACAAUCUACAGCUUCUACAAGUGCAGUAUCCUCAGCAUCUACCGUUUCUACAAGUGCAGUGUCCUCACCACCUACAGCUUCUACAAGUGCAGUGUCCUCACAAUCUACAAGUGCAGUGUCCUCACCACCUACAGCAUCUACAAGUGCAGUGUCCUCAGCAUCUACUGUUUCUACAAGUGCAGUGUCCUCACCACCUACAGCUUCUACAAGUGCAGUGUCCUCACAAUCUACAAGUGCAGUGUCCUCACCACCUACAGCAUCUACAAGUGCAGUGUCCUCAGCAUCUACCGUUUCUACAAGUGCAGUGUCCUCACAAUCUACAGCUUCUACAAGUGCAGUAUCCUCAGCAUCUACCGUUUCUACAAGUGCAGUGUCCUCACCACCUACAGCUUCUACAAGUGCAGUGUCCUCACAAUCUACAAGUGCAGUGUCCUCACCACCUACAGCAUCUACAAGUGCAGUGUCCUCAGCAUCUACCGUUUCUACAAGUGCAGUGUCCUCACCACCUACAGCUUCUACAAGUGCAGUGUCCUCAGCAUCUACAGUUUCUACAAGUGCAGUGUCAUCACAAUCUACAGCUUCAACAAGUGCAGUGUCCUCACAAUCUACAGCUUCUACAAGUGCAGUGUCCUCAGCAUCUACAGCUUCUACAAGUGCAGUGUCAUCACCAUCCUCCGCUCCUACAAGUGCAGUGUCCUCAGCAUCUACAGCUCCUACAAGUGCAGUGUCCUCAGCAUCUACAGCUUCUACAAGUGCAGUGUCAUCUGCAUCUACAGCGACCUCACCAUCUAGUGCUACUGCAGCAUCUACAGUGUCCUCAACAUCUACAUCUACAUCUACUACAGCAUCUACAGCGUCCACAACUGCACAACAACCUGAUACAGUAACAUUACUGCAGUUUAGCUCCUCUGACACAUUUACAGCUGCACUCAAUGACCCAACCUCUCAGGAGUACCAGACAAGAGCUAACAAUGUCAGGGCUGAGAUUGAACCAAUCUACAGAGCGAAGUAUUCAAACUUCAAGAAAGCCGAAGUCACAGGAUUCAAAAGCGGGUCAGUCGUUACUUUUACACGGCUCACUUUCACCUACAGCGAAUCCAACCCAACCACUCAAGAGAUUUCAAACACACUCCUGGCAGCAGCGGUUGCAGGACAAAUCAAUCAACUGAACAUAAUUCCUCAGUCAAUUUCAGUCAACGGUACAGCUUCAGCGACAACAGCAGCAACAACAGUAGCAGUAACAACAGCUUCAAGUGGAUUAAAGAUUGAAUCAAGUUUACUACAAGCAGCAUGCCUCAUUAUAAUGUCAAAAUUAUUCAAGUUUUUCCUACAGAUGCCUUAAUCAUAUAUCAACAGAACUAUGUUUUUAUCAUGAAACACACUGUAACAAAUUAAACAAAUAGAAAGUGUAUUUUUGUUACAUGGUAAAUAAUUCUACCACAAUUACAAAUAAUGGUAUCGGGCAAUAUAAAGAUAAUCUUGAUAUUGCAUACUUUCUCAGGAAUAUUAUUGCAUAUUUUAAUUUAACAGCAGGCUGUUCUCAGGGAGGGAAAAGUGGAGCUUUUUCCUUAUCCUCUUCCUAGUGUAUUUUUUAAGAUGUACACAUUGUAAAAGAUGUAUUUUUCAGGAUAAAUACUGCUAAAGUGUCUUUUUUGGUCUGUUAAUCUCUAACAUUGUAAUAUAAAAUUGUGUUUUAAUCAAUUAAAUGUAUUUAUUAAGUUUGUAUGGUCUGGAAUAUGUUGUUUUGAAACACAAUAAAUACCAUAAGUGCUAACUAUG
Molecule: messenger RNA, 5559 nt
Organism: Danio rerio (zebrafish)
Lineage: Eukaryota; Metazoa; Chordata; Actinopteri; Cypriniformes; Danionidae
Source: RefSeq, a predicted model, not a curated record